AUGUUUUGUAAUAAGCAACAUAACGCAGAGAACUGCAUUGUAAUUAAAAAUUAUAAGAAAACCAUUGACUGUCCUUCUCUAACAAAGAACGCGAAUAAUCAUAAUCACUCAAAUUCAAAACUAAAGCUCGCUCAUUUGAAUGUCAGAUCUCUGAAAAAUAGAGAUAAUUUGAUCCAGUUGAGGGAACUUAAUGGCGAACAUCAGUACGACAUUUUAACGAUAUCGGAAUCAUGGCUUAAUUCCACAGUAAAAAAUUCAGAAGUUGAAAUUGAAGGUUACAGACUGUUGCGGUUGGAUCGCCUUGGUAAACGUGGAGGUGGUGUUUGUGUUUUUACUCGUAACUCACUGAAAACAAAGAUUAUAAAGGAUAUAUCUGUAAUUUCAUCAAUGGGUUUUCAUCAAUUGUGGAUAUUAAUCCAACAUAAGAAAAUGAAAUCUAUUGUGCUAUGUGUUGCUUAUAGACCUCCUGACUGUCCAGUUUCCUGUUUCGUGGACGAUUUCAUGGACAACUAUUCAUAUGCACUUACUUUGAAAAAAGAUAUAUUCGUAGUGGGUGAUCUAAAUUGUAACUUAUUAAAAAGUGGUCCAGAAUCUGAUGCGUUGAACGAAUUGUGCAGCAGCUUGAAUUUAUUCCAACUUAUCAAGGAACCAACUAGGGUGACUUUGCAGUCCUCAUCUCUCAUCGAUGUGAUUUUAACAUCUAACACAAGCUUGGUAGUGGAAAGUGGAGUUGAAGAAACGCACAUCAGUGACCACUUUCUGGUUUAUUCAAUAUUAAAGCUUAAAUUGCCUAAGAAAUUACCUGAUUACAUGGUCAUAAGAAGUUUUAAGAAUUAUUCUUCUGAAGCGUUUAAAAAUGAUCUAGAACAGCUGAUUUGGCAAGAAAAUCCAAUUGACCAGGGCGUUAACCAGCGACUGGACAAUUUUAAUCAGAAAUUUCUAAGUGUAUUAGAUAUGCAUGCCCCGAUAAAGACUGUUAAGAUUAAACGUCGCUUGUGCCCUUUUGUUGACCAGGAAAUUGUUCAACUUAUGAAAAAAAGAAAUGCGCUGCAUAAACUUGCCCGCCAAACCCUGCAGGCCUUGGACUGGGACAGAUAUCGUUCAUGUAGAAAUCAAAUUAAAAGAAAAUUGAGAGAAUCCGAGAGAAAAUUUGUGUAUAAAAGAAUUAAUGACAAAAAUAGCAACAACAACUCCCUUUGGAAAACUGUAAGAGAAUGUAUUCCUAGAAAUGAAAAAACACGUUUAACUUAUUCUGGGAAUGUCGUUGAAGUAGCGAACAAAUUUAAUGAAUACUUUUCUUCAGUCGGAGCAAAAGCGGCAGAAGAAUCGAAGAAUCCAAAGCGUUGAUUACUUCAUAUGGUCUUACAUCGACUCAUCCAGAGAUACCACAUAAAUUUAGUGCAGAAAUUGACAAGUUUCAUUUUCACCCUGUGUCCUGUGACGUGAUUCGUAAAAUUGUGUGUUCUUUUCCAUCCAAUAAGUCCCCUGGACCAGAUAAAGUUUCUGUGAAAGUGAUCAAAGAUGCCCUACCAUACAUUCUUCAACCUCUUACGGAUAUUGUUAACUGCUCUUUAAGAGAAUCUUUGUUUCCCAGCGCCUGGAAGUUGUCAGAAGUUAUUCCCCUAUUAAAAGAAGGGGAUCACGAAAUUGCUAAAAAUAAUCGGCCAAUUUCCUUGCUACUUGCUGCAUCAAAGAUCUGCGAGCGUGUAGUUUUGGAACAAUUUACCGCAUAUGUGGAACAGAAGAAAUGCUUAAGCGUACACCAAAGUGGAAACAGGAAGCUGCACUCCACUGAAACAUUGAAUUUAUUUAUAUCGGAUAAGAUCUUAAAGUCUAUGGACGACAAGGAGGUCGUAGCUGUAAUUCUACUAGACCUUUCUAAAGCAUUUGACAGUAUCGAUCAUGUAUUGCUUCUAAAAAAGCUCCAAGUAUUGGGAGUGUCCGAUGACGCUUUAUGUUGGUUUAAGAGUUACUUGACAGGACGACAGCAGGUUGUGCGCAUUGGAUCGACUGUCUCUGAAACACGCACACUCAAUCAUGGCGUUCCGCAGGGCUCAAUUCUCGGUCCCAUGUUAUUCAACAUAUAUAUUAAUGAUUUACCUAUGGUACCAAAGAAUGGUAAUUUGAAGUCUUACGUCGACGACUCGAAGCUACUUUUGUCAUUUUCCGUCAAUGAAGUGAACUCAGCGGCUGCUAAGCUUAACGAAGAUCUACGGAGAGUCGUUUCUUGGUGUUCUCUAAAUAGUCUGCUUAUUAAUCCCAAUAAGACGAAAUUACUUGUGUUCGCAACUCGUUAUAUGUUGAAACAGAUACCGGCAGAUUUCCAUAUUUUACUAUUGGGGAAAAAACUGUUUCCUGUGACCUCAGCCACUGAUCUAGGCGUGACACUGGAUAGUGGUUUGACGUACGAUGAACACGUCACAAAACUGGUUUCCUCUUGUGUCGGUAGCCUGUGUCAAAUUAAUAGAGCAAGGCACCUUUUUGAUAUGAAGACGUUAAUUCUUUUAAUAAACGCGUUGGUUUUUAGUAAACUCUAUUACUGUUCAACCAUAUGGUCUAAUUCAUCGAAGAAAAACAUUGCAAAAUUGCAAAAAGUUCAGAAUUUCGCAGCACGUAUUGUCACGGGCACAAAAAAAUUCGACCAUAUCACUCCAUCUUUAAAACAGCUUAACUGGUUACCAGUCAAUUAUAUGUUGCGAUUCCGAGAUACAGUAAUGGCUUAUAAGUGUGUUAAUGGUAUGGCCCCAUCAUAUUUAUGUCGUAUGUUCCAAACAAGAUCACAAUUACACAAUUUGAACACAAGAUCUUGCGAAUUAUUGGAAAUACCUUUAUAUAGAACAGCGACCGGACAACGUUCUUUUCGCUACCGAGCUUCUUGUUUAUGGAACAGUUUGCCAGAAUGGCUAAAAGACCAUAAUCUUAAUUUGGAACGUUUUAAAAGCGGGCUACGAAGUUAUUUGGUUCAACAAUUUCUCGAUGAAUAG
This is a messenger RNA of Paramuricea clavata, 2984 nucleotides long. The record is from the annotation of a GenBank genome assembly. Lineage: Eukaryota; Metazoa; Cnidaria; Anthozoa; Malacalcyonacea; Plexauridae.